AUGUCCUCACCAACUCUUUUGUUGAUGUUGCUUGGUCUUACGACGUACGGUUUCGGACAGGACUUAAAGUGUGCAUCGAGUACUAAAUAUUACAUCCCAAACGUUACCGGCAACUGGUUCCAAGCGACCGAGUAUUGCAACUCGAUCGGAAUGCGCCUGGCAGUGAUAACGAACGCCCAGGAUAAUACCGUCGUGGUUGAGUUGGCUAAAGCGGACAGCAAAUACAAGCCGGCCGUUUGGAUCGGUGGAAGUGAUCUCGGCCGGGAAGGUGAGUUCUACUGGCAACCAACGGGGGCAAAGUUCAGCUACACCAACUGGAACGCGACACAGCCGGACGAUAUGGGAAACGAGAAUUGUGUGGAAAUUAGAGCCGAAUUCGCCUACAAUUGGAACGAUCACAGAUGCGAGCUGGUGCAGCAUUUCGUGUGCGAAAACAUCGAACCGAAUAGAGUGACGGUACUGUUUUGA
Messenger RNA from Sabethes cyaneus, 468 nucleotides. RefSeq names its product perlucin-like protein. The coding region runs from base 1 to 468 and encodes 155 amino acids. The record is from RefSeq and is a predicted model, not a curated record. Lineage: Eukaryota; Metazoa; Arthropoda; Insecta; Diptera; Culicidae. The transcript has 2 exons.